Molecule: messenger RNA, 3376 nt
Organism: Ceratotherium simum simum (southern white rhinoceros)
Lineage: Eukaryota; Metazoa; Chordata; Mammalia; Perissodactyla; Rhinocerotidae
Source: RefSeq, a predicted model, not a curated record
GUUAGGCAGCUGUAUUUCCCUCAUGGCCCUCCCCCUCACCCUCCGCCUUCACCGAAGCGAAUGAAAACAAACACUAAUGAUGGCGGCGCCGGGAAGCGACCGGCUGCUGGGUCUACAGCAGGAGUGAUCGCUUGAGCUGUGAGGGGAGCCUUGAAGAGCGCUGGUCGACGGGAGUGCGACAACUCGCGCGGUCCUGGAAGCGAAACACCUGGGGCCUGCGAGCCACGAGCGUCCUGAGGCGUGAGGUUAUCUGUCUGUGACCCGUGCUGUCACUGCAGCUCCGGAGCGCGGAGCCCUCAGCCAGGAGGCGCAGCUGGCCGGCCCCAGGCCCCGGCCUCCGUAAUGAGAGCUCCGAGCCACUCUCUGUGUCGCAGCUUCGCAGGUAAGGGUGACUGUUGACUAGUGAAAAAAGGGACACAAGGUUCACGACUGUCUUCUUACUGGCAGUGGAACGGCCUGUGGAAACCUGCGAUCCAUUCUCAUUAAAUAAAUCUCUCGAUACCUAUAGGCAAUGGAAACUGAUCUCAAUUCCCAGGACAGAAAGGACCUGGACAAGUUCAUUAAAUUUUUUGCCCUCAAGACUGUCCAAGUGAUUGUCCAGGCUCGACUUGGCGAGAAGAUUUGUACUCGUUCCUCUUCAUCCCCAACGGGUUCAGAUUGGUUCAAUUUGGCAAUCAAAGACAUCCCAGAGGUUACACAUGAAGCAAAGAAGGCGCUGGCAGGGCAGCUGCCUGCCGUGGGGAGAUCUAUGUGUGUGGAGAUCUCCCUUAAGACUUCUGAGGGAGAUUCCAUGGAGCUAGAAAUUUGGUGUCUUGAAAUGAAUGAAAAGUGUGAUAAAGAAAUCAAAGUUUCCUACACGGUGUACAACAGACUGUCGUUGCUGCUGAAGUCUCUCCUUGCUAUCACUAGAGUGACACCAGCUUACAGACUCUCCAGAAAACAAGGGCAUGAAUAUGUCAUAUUGUACAGGAUAUAUUUUGGGGAAGUUCAGCUGAAUGGCUUAGGAGAAGGUUUCCAGACAGUUCGUGUUGGGACAGUGGGCACCCCAGUGGGCACCAUCACUCUUUCUUGUGCUUACAGAAUUAACUUGGCAUUCAUGUCCACCAGGCAAUUUGAGAGGACCCCACCUAUCAUGGGGAUUAUCAUUGAUCACUUUGUGGACCGUCCCUAUCCCAGCUCCUCGCCCAUGCACCCCUGCAAUUACAGAACCGCUGGUGAGGACACUGGAGUAACAUAUCCUUCUGUGGAAGAUUCUCAAGAAGUGUGUACCACUUCUUUUUCCACCUCCCCUCCAUCCCAGUGUGUGUUUACUGUCACAAAGGCACAUUUUCAGACCCCUACUCCUGUGGUGAUGGACACCCUGAGGGUCCCCAUGGCAGGACUGGCCUUUUCCCAUCAACUCUCAAGCUCUCGCCUUUCCUAUCAACCUGCUGCCCUGGGCGUUGGAUCAGCUGACCUGGCUUAUCCAGUAGUGUUUGCUGCUGGCUUAACCGCCACACACCCUCACCAGCUAAUGGUUCCCGGGAAGGAAGGUGGGGUACCCCUUGCUCCCAACCAGCCUGCCCACGGUGCCCAGGCUGACCAGGAGAGAUUGGCAACCUACACCCCUUCUGACGGGGCCCACUGUGCUGCCACACCUUCCAGCAGCGAGGAUACUGAAACUGUAUCAAACAGCAGUGAGGGACGGGCCUCCCCCCAUGAUGUCUUGGAGACCAUCUUUGUCCGAAAAGUGGGGGCUUUUGUCAACAAACCCAUCAACCAGGUGACCCUGACCAGUUUGGACAUACCUUUUGCCAUGUUUGCUCCCAAGAAUUUGGAGCUGGAGGAUGCUGAUCCCAUGGUGAAUCCUCCGGAUUCCCCAGAGACUGAAUCUCCUCUCCAGGGCAGCCUGCACUCUGAUGGCUCCAGCGGCGGCAGCAGUGGCAAUACUCACGACGACUUUGUUAUGAUUGACUUUAAACCGGCCUUUUCUAAAGAUGACAUUCUUCCAAUGGACUUGGGGACCUUCUAUCGUGAAUUUCAGAACCCCCCUCAGCUGAGCAGCCUCUCCAUAGAUAUUGGGGCACAGUCCAUGGCCGAAGACUUGGACUCACUACCAGAGAAGCUGGCUGUGCACGAGAAGAAUGUCCGAGAAUUUGAUGCCUUUGUAGAAACCCUGCAGUAAAAGUUGGUGUCCUCGAGUACCAGCGUCCCCUUUCUGUGGUCCCAGGAGACAAAGAGCCUCUCACUCAUCAGCUGCUCCCAUCCCUGGUCCUGCUCCAAGCCAGGUGGAGGGGAGGCUGGGGACCCCGACAUCCCUGCUCUUGUACCUCCUGGAGACUCCAUGGCAGCAGUCAAGCCCAGUAAUAGCAUUUGAGAGGACUCAGCCUCUGGCCCUGGAGAUGGGAAGACCUUUUGUAACAAAAGGGCCCUCCACAGGGCCAUCUGCUUACACCGCCCAUCAGCGUCUGCUUCACAAAGGUUGUCAUCCUGUUCCUCCUGCUGCCGGCCCCCUGCCCUGGGGCUGCCCUGCAGCUGGCCCCUCGCCUGCCUGCCUUUACCAUCACCAUUUGACAUUCCAGCUGGUGGCCCAGAGCCUGGGGUGGUGGCAGAAAGAGGAAGGAGUCGGUGCUGGGAGGAAGAAGGAAGGACUCCUUCAGGCUUUCUAUGUUGUUUCCCUUAGUUCUGGUAUCUUCUUCCUCUCUCUGCCCCUGUGCCUCUACUUUUGGCAGUAUGACAGGCCUCCUGCCCAACUCCAAAGUCAGCCAUUCCCCCCUUGAAGGUGUGCCAGCUCAUCCCUUAACAGAAGGUCUGAGCAGCCCUGGUGGCUGCCUGUGCUCAGCUCCUCAGCUACGUGGAAACACAGUCCUGUGUCUCUAGGAUUCUGUCAUUAGGCGUCACAGCAAAGGUUCUUCUCUUUCCUCUCCUCCCUCCCCAUUGCUGCUCCUUGGUUAUAGAACACGGUAAUUAUUUAUUACUUUCAGAGAAAUCAGAUAUUUUAUAGAGAAAAUAUGUUUGAGGUUAGAUGUUUUCACUUGGGGAUGGUGGAGGGCCUCUCCCUGGGGCAGAGCCUCCUUCUGUGGAGGUUCCUCAGAUUCUGGGUUGCUGCUCUGAGGAUCUUCCUUCCCAUAUAUAUAGGGUAGGAUCCAAGAAGAUGGCUGGCUGAGGGCAACAGAACCUCCCAGAAUCUCUGCAUUUGAACUGACAACAGGCUUUACCUUGGACACUCACAUAUUCCUGGUGAGAGCCUUGAAUCUCUCAUAGCUUCUGCACAGUGACUGACUCUGUUCUGGCAGCCCAGGAGGUCUUGGGUGCCAAGUGUGUUGACUCCCCAGGUUUGUGCCACAUACAGUGCCCAAGGGGCAUUGUGUGUGCCCUGCUGUGGACCCGGGGAAGG